Theobroma umbraticum is the source of this 3000-nucleotide messenger RNA. RefSeq lists its product as uncharacterized. Lineage: Eukaryota; Viridiplantae; Streptophyta; Magnoliopsida; Malvales; Malvaceae. The record is from RefSeq and is a predicted model, not a curated record.
CUAUUAAUAUUGUAUUUACAUAAUAAGGCUAAAACACCAAUACAUGAAUUAUCAAGUCUAGUGAAAUCAAUAUACAUAUAUUUUAUUUUUUUUCUUAAUCAUUGAAAUAAAAAUAUCUAAAAAUUUCGUAGAAGGACGUGGCACCAGUGAUUGGCCAAACAUCCCGCCCUUUAUUCUGCGUCACUUGCUGAGCAAGCUAACAUUCUAGGAGCACCGACGGCAACAGUCUGUAAGGUUCCUAAAUCACCCUUUUAGCAUCAACAAUUUGCAUGGACUCAUGACUCAUCCGCUUCUAAGUCGCAACGAUCGGGCGGUCGGAGGAGGGGUAUUUUAGACAUUAUGACAAAGAAAUAACCGCUGCUGGCUGUUUUCCCCAAACAUGAAAAGGAAAAAGAAAAAGAAAAGACAAUCAGGAGCUCGCUUCAUCGAAGAAAAGAAAAUUACUUGGAAAGUGUGCGGAUUGUGAUGUAUUUCCAGUCCACUGGUCGAAAUCAGAGACCCAGAGGGUCUCAUGUCAAUCAGGGCUUUCAGCUUAUGUUGAUUUCAGCCAUUUGUAUCUGGUUGCUGUACCAAAUGAAGAAUUCAAACUCCACAAAGGAUGAUAGGAGUUUAUUAGCCAAGUUCAGUAAAGGAAACAGUGUUUUGAAUUUGGGACGCAAAGGGGAUGUGGAGUUGAGUUAUAAAACUAUGUAUAUGUCUGACCCAAAAGAUGUAAUUCUUGAAGCAGGAGGAAAGCAGAAAGAUAGAGGUGGUGAAGAUGAUGAGUUGGAUGGAAUUGUUAAUGAGAAGGGGGAAAAUGAAUCUCCAGACAAGCGAAUUGAAUACAUUCAUGGGCAUGACAAGACUGAUGCAGAGGAGGGGAAGAAAAUGGAGCCAGACAAAGACAAUAUAAUCUGUCAGCUAAUAGUGAAAAUAUUGAAAUCGAAAUGAGAGAUGAGGAUAACAAAGUUUUCAGUGAUGAUAAUUCACAAGAAGGACUAGAAAGUUUAAAGAGACUCGUGUCCAACCUUGAUGGGGGAAGGAAUGAGAAGGACCAGAAAAGGCCAAGUAGUUCUGAUGAAAGAGGACAUAAGAGUGGUGCUAAUAAUCUUGUCGAGCAAGGAGAUGAGAAGGACUUGGAAAGACACACUAAAGAACUACAAAGAGAUGAGGAGAUAAGUAUUGAUGCUCUUAAGCAAGGCAAAGAUGAAGAAACAGGUUCAAGAAGAGAGAAUGGUGAAGAUAAAGACCUCAUAAGUAAGGACAUAAACAAGCAGGUGAAUAGUACAGAGAAUGUAACUAUUUUUGGCCAGAAUGAAGUAGGAAACGGAUUACAUGGCUUUCAUGAUGAGAAUGGUGUUCCUCAAGGAGACAAUGAUCUUGUAGAGUUCACAUUGGCUAAGUCAAGAGAUAGUCAAGCAAACAAUAUUUUACAUCAAGAAACCAUCUCAAGUUUGAACCAUCGAAACAAGAUCACUGAAAGACCUCAUAUUAAAGAAGUUGCAUCUAAAUCAGAUAGAAAUGCUACUGAUGCUGAGACAAAAACUCAGAGCCAAAAAGAAGGCUCAAAAAGUGGUGCAAUGUUAGAUGUGGGAAUCAAUUCUGACGCCAAUUUUUGAAAUUCAGAAAUAGCACAAGCAAGAUGGUCUAGUUAGAAGAACAUAGAAGAAUUAGAUAAGCUUGGGAUAAGAAGAGUAUAAUAUGUGAUAUUAUCACUUCAUUUUCUUUGAGGCCGCAUAGUUUGAGACCCUCGAUGUAAUGUAAGGCUUUUAUACUUUGACCUUCCGGACUGACAGUAUCAUGUAUAGUUACAGCUGUAGGUGUCACCUGGUGAAAUCAUGGUGCAUGUAUGUUGCAUUCAAUCACCUUUUGCCCCCAAACACUACUUCACGAAUAAUUUCAGUUUCAACUACAGCUUAUGCAGCAAGAACUUUCAUCCUUCUAUAUAUAAGAUCACCGGUGCAAUGCUUCCAUCUUCGCUGCUAUUAAAAACUAGACUGAUGGAAUACUCUACCUUAAUUAUGGAACCCAUCGUUUAUUGUUUUCAAAACUUACAUCAUCCUUGCCGGAGGACCUGGACAAUUGUUGUUGUUGUUGUUGUGGACCUGCUUGAGGUGCAGAGGUACAUCGUGGUAAUUGUGUGGCUUGUGUCAUAAUGGGAUUCCGGUAGUUGAGGUAUACUGCUGCUCAGUUGCUUGUAUUACAAUGACUGCAAGACACAACUGGAAUUCAGAGUCUACCGCUGAUGGACUAUGACUACAGCUGUUAUCUGAACAGCUAAGAGCAAUGCCGCCUUCACCACUAUCGGGCUGCUAAUCAGUUACGGUGAAUUAGGACUGCUAGAACUUCUAACAAGUGGAAGAAAGCUUUUCAGUUGUGAACAGAGGCUGCAAUAUUGGAAGGGAAGUGAAGGAAACAUGGAGUAACCAUCAAUUAAUAAAAUAUGAACGGGCCAGGGUGUUUGGAUCUGGUUGAAGCUAAAAGCUUGAUCCUUGUCGUGUUGAUUGCCAAUGAAAUGACAGACCUUUUCAGCUGGAAUAUUUACGCAUCAGUAUUUUGACUUGUCUCUGAUUGCUUCAAUUUUAUGCCGAAGCUCGUUAUUGCGUUUAUUUUAGGUUUUGGCCGACAACGUCCCAAAAAACCCUGAUUCUAUCAGGUCGCUGAAUACUGAUAUUUUUCCGACUUAUAUGACUUUGGGAUUGCUUCAUUGAGGCUGCUUUGGCACCAUUGAAGGUAUGAACAUUGCUUUCCUAAUGCUAAAUAUGGUCAGUUUGUACCAAGUUUGUUGGAACACAAUUUAUGAGCUAGAAGCUUUUGGGCCUGGUGACACCGGUCCCGCCGAAGUGAUAGUGGUUGGGUGGUCUCAAUCUUGGAUCGAAAUGUAUUUGUCGAUAUCUUACUCAGUAGUAUUCAUUAGGAUUUUGCCUUGCAGUAGUUGAUUAGGUAAAGUUUUUGGAUCCCUUUUGGUCUCAUGGCUCGUAAAAAUUUCCUGGCAAAGAAAAGAACCAUUUUUCCAUUCCA